GAAAAACAAAAGUUAGAAAAGCUGAUCUAUGUGAAGCACUGAAGGCUUCGUGCAUGUUCCCUUCUUUUCGUGUUAUUCACACACUGGACUACAUCUAGGAAGGCUUUAUGGUGUCAUUUAAUUGGCAGUUUGCCAUUUCAUUAAUCUAGAUUGACUAUUUUACUAACCUCACAGGCCAUGAGAUGGUGUCACUGACUUCUGAGUCGACAUUUGUGGCUACUCCAAUAUGCUUAUGAGAGCAUUGGGAGAUCAUGCCGCAACCCUCCUGAUCAUAGCGGUAUCUCUGUUGAUACGGCUUGGUGUUGGAUUACAUUCCUACUCUGGUGCAGGUUUGCCACCCAGAUACGGUGACUAUGAGGCACAACGUCACUGGAUGGAAGUCACAGUCCACCUUCCAAUCCAGGAUUGGUACAAGAACACCACUGACAACAACUUGGACUAUUGGGGCCUCGACUACCCUCCAAUCAGCGCCUACCAGAGCUGGCUGUAUGGGAAAGCCAUUCAGCAUGCCGAGCCUGAGGCCAUUGCUUUGCUCAUAUCUCGAGGAUACGAGACUUCUUCCAGCAAAACAACGAUGCGCUGGAGUGUUGUGAUAUCUGACAUAUUGGUGUACAUUCCCGCUGUGCUGGCCUGUCGACGUGCAUUCUUAAAGGAUGCAACAGCAGAGCAACGGGCAUGGAUGCUUUUUGCUGCCCUGUUACAGCCAGCUGCCGUCCUGAUAGACCAUGGUCACUUUCAGUACAACGGCAUCAGCCUCGGCUUUGCAGCAGGGGCAGCGGCGGCGGUGGCCACUGGGAAGGAGAUGCUGGGCAGCGCGCUAUUUUGCCUUUCCCUUAAUCACAAGCAGAUGAGCAUGUACUAUGCACCUGCGUUCUUUGCACACUUGCUGGGCAGAUGCCUUCAGCGGCCGACAUUCCUCAGCAAGGUGGGAGCUGUGGCACGUCUGGGCUUCGUGGUGUGUGCAACCUUUGCCUGUGUGUGGGGGCCAUUCUUGGUGCCGCCUUCCAGAGCUGUUGGAGUGUUGAGCAGGCUAGCGCCCCUGCGCCGGGGCCUAUUUGAGGACUAUGUCGCAAAUUUCUGGUGUGCUACAUCUCCUUUGAUCAAAUGGAAGCAGCUCUUUACCCAGCAGGAACUAGUACGCCUCUGCGCGGGUGCCACACUGCUCACUUUGCUGCCGGCAGUGGUGCAGCAGAUCAGGAGCCCAUCUGAGAAGGGUCUGCUGCUGUGCAUGGCCAGCAGCGCAUUCUCGUUCUUCUUGUUUUCCUACCAGGUCCACGAGAAGUCCAUCCUGCUGGCGCUGCUGCCAGUCACACUGCUGGCACCAGAGCUGCCAGCGCUGGCCGCAUGGUUGCCGGCUGUUGCAGCUUUCUCCGUGUAUCCGCUGCUGAAGAAGGACGGCCUGUCUCUGGCAUAUGUGGCGCUGCUGCUACUCUGGGCAGCCUUCACGCUGCCUGCUCAGGCAAACAGAACAGCUGUCACUGGAAGGACAUGGAUGCAUGGUCUGACGUCUUGUGGCCUACCCCUGAUUUUCAGAACGUCCGUGGGCCUGGCUCUGGGUGUCCAUGCUGCAGCUGCUGUCCUGGAGCCACCCAAGCGGCUGCCUUACAUCUUUGAUGCGCUCAUCACGGCCCUGAGCUUCUUGCACUUUGCUGCUGCUGCGCUGUAUGUCCAGAUUUUGAUGUGGAGGCAGGGCCAUGAGAAGAGCCAGUGA
Messenger RNA from Coccomyxa subellipsoidea C-169, 1711 nucleotides. RefSeq lists its product as hypothetical. Bases 227 to 1711 code for a protein of 494 amino acids. The transcript is spliced from 8 exons. Lineage: Eukaryota; Viridiplantae; Chlorophyta; Trebouxiophyceae; Coccomyxaceae. Gene Ontology annotation, cellular component: endoplasmic reticulum membrane. Gene Ontology annotation, molecular function: dolichyl pyrophosphate Man9GlcNAc2 alpha-1,3-glucosyltransferase activity. The record is from RefSeq and is a predicted model, not a curated record. Gene Ontology annotation, biological process: protein N-linked glycosylation.